Molecule: messenger RNA, 1321 nt
Organism: Dufourea novaeangliae
Lineage: Eukaryota; Metazoa; Arthropoda; Insecta; Hymenoptera; Halictidae
Gene: Nadk2
Product: NAD kinase 2, mitochondrial
Exons: 6
Coding region: 61-1296 (411 amino acids)
Biological process (GO): NAD+ metabolic process; NADP+ biosynthetic process
Cellular component (GO): mitochondrion
Molecular function (GO): NAD+ kinase activity
Source: RefSeq, a predicted model, not a curated record
UCUUUUUCCGCGUUGUCUGCCACGAACGAUUCAUCCGAAAAUCCUUCGGGUCAGAAUGCGAUGACGACGUUCAGCCAUCUUCGACGAACUGCCAGAACUUUGCAGUUUUUACAACCCUAUAAGCAGAAUGUUCAUGGCGGCCUUCGGCAAUUCCUACGGAAUGAAUCGAGUUUCGUACCGAAGCGUGUGCUGAUCGUGAGCAAAUUGUCACGAUAUUAUUUCGAGAAAUUGCGAGAACCAAAUCUCAGUGAAGCGGAGUUCAAAAAGAAGUUGCUAGAAAGAGGAUCCGACUAUGAGACUAUGCUGGGUAGUCAUAUGGAAACCAAAACUGUGCAAGACCAAGUCAUUGAAGUCUUGAAGAAGAUGAACAUAGAAUAUAGAUUAAUAAACAGGCAAAAUUUAGAGCUAUCGAAUUUUACAUGGGCCGACUUGAUUCUUCCGAUUGGUGGCGACGGCACAUUUCUGUUGGCGUCGAAUUUGAUAUUCGAUAAUAAAAAACCGAUAAUAGGUAUUAAUUCUCAUCCGGGAGGAUCGGAAGGUUACCUUAUGUUAUCGCCAAAAUAUACGAACAGGAUACCCGAUAUUUUUGAAAUGCUAAAAGCGGGGCAAUAUCGUGUUUUAAUGAGGAGAAGAAUUCGAACUACCCUGAAGGGGGAUGAUAUCUGGGAAGCACCUUUCCACACGCAUGAAAAAGGUCGCGUUGCAGGCGGCGAGAAAUUCUACACGCACAAUUUGAAGGAACAGACACCAAAUAACUUACAAAAAGAGAGACGUUUACCGUGGUUAGCAUUAAAUGAAGUUUUUAUGGCAGAAACGUUGUCGGCCAGGACAAGUGACUUAUUAAUUAAAGUUAACAAUGAUGAGAAGUACCACUUGGUAAAAAGCUCUGGAUUAUGUGUUAGCACGGGGACAGGAUCAACAUCCUGGCAUAAAUCAAUAAACAGUGUUAAUCCACAGAUAGUCAAAGAGAUAUUAAAUGUUAUUAAUGAAAAGAGGCAGUUUAGUAAGGAGGAAAUUGAAAGUAUUUGCACGACUUUUAACAGUAGUUUACAUUUCAAACCCGAGGAACCAAAACUCUGUUACGCUGUAAGAGAUAUGAUAGUGACUGAUAUUUGGCCAGUGCCGAAGUGUUUGAAUUCCCGUGGAUUUUGUACAAAGUUAACUGUAAGAUCACAGUGUUUCGACGGUGCUCUAGUUCUUGAUGGUGGGAUUGCCGUACCAUUUAAAUUUGGGACAACUGCGGUUUUGGAAAGUCACCCUGGUGAUUGCUUACGAUCAUUAAUCCUCCUAGAUUGAACAUAACUUAUUUCUAUAAGAAAUG